This is a messenger RNA of Monopterus albus (swamp eel), 1547 nucleotides long. It is a transcript of the gene ppp1r35, whose product is annotated as protein phosphatase 1, regulatory subunit 35. Gene Ontology annotation, biological process: positive regulation of cilium assembly; positive regulation of centriole elongation; negative regulation of phosphatase activity. NCBI's taxonomy places the organism in Eukaryota, Metazoa, Chordata, Actinopteri, Synbranchiformes, Synbranchidae. Gene Ontology annotation, cellular component: centriole. Bases 193 to 1074 code for a protein of 293 amino acids. The transcript is spliced from 6 exons. The record is from RefSeq and is a predicted model, not a curated record. Gene Ontology annotation, molecular function: phosphatase binding.
GAAGAAGAAGAAGAAGAAGAAGAAGGCGUAUCAAGAAAAGAGGGGAAUUUAAAAGAGGAACGGUUCGUUUCCUUUUGAAAAUUCGGGAUAAUAAAAACGUUUUGAUCAUCUUCACAGAGAGACGGGACGAUAUGUGUUUUGUAUGAGUAGAUCCUGUGCUGCUGGGGACUGUUUUGGUCGAAUUAAACCAGGAUGAAGAAUUCCUCGUCCCCUUUCUCUGCUUCCCCAUCUCCUCACCCAGCCCCACACCCCCUUGCCUCUGCCUCCUCUCUGACUCCCUGCCCCGAACUAGACUUGUCCAUCACAGUCAGUCCCGCUUCCAAGACGGGCAAUACACACCUGAAGCCCCGCCCACCAAAGACAAGUCAGACUAUUGACCAGUCACAGCUGAAGUCCCGCCCCCAGGGACAGACCAGAAGAAAGGGCAGCACACAGGUGUGUUUUGAAGAGCCAGUGGUCAUCACAGUAACACCAGAGCCUCACAGCACAGUGAGCCCAGAUGUCCCGUCUCAGCAGGCAGUCAGAGGCCAGAGGAGGAGCAGAGGACGACACCAUGGUGGAGCCCAAAGACAUUCAGUGGAGCCUCCUCCUGCAGCAUCCAAUCAAGAUCCAGGGUGUCUAGAGAGGGCGGAGCUAAACACCACUUUGGCUCUGAAAGCGAAGCUUCAGUCACUACAGGGGGAGGAGUUUAACUCCCAGAAGGCCAUUCAACAGACUCUACUGAGAUCAGAGAUGACCAAAAACCUGAUUAACACCAGAGCUACUGAAGGAGUGAAUGUCGCUCGCUCUCAGCAUCUCUUCACCUCACUGGUCAGUAUCAACAUGCAGAAGGAUCAGCUGAUCAGCCAGGCAAUGCAGGAUAGGCUGCUGCUGCCCUCACCCACCCACUCCCAUGACAGCAAAGCAACAGAUGGCCCAUCCCUCCUCCCUUUUAUGACCUCUGACCUGUUCAGACAGAAGCCCCUCUCACCAGAGGAGGAGGCAGCUGACUGCAAGCUCCGGCCCUCACCAUGCCCCUCCCACUCGACAUUUGACCUUUACAGUCGACAGAGACGCUGGGAGGCGACACCCUGACCAUGGAUGAGUUACAGUACUGGACCCCAGAAUGGUACCCAUCUUUGGGCCUGCUAAAAUUUGCUAGGAUUUGGGUUUGCUUCCAUGCCGUGAAGCCCAUUGCACAUAUGCAAUAGUAUUUUCCCUGCUGGCCCUGCCCUUGCAUUCAUGCACAAUCCAUAGACUUUACAUUGUGAUGGUAUCACAAAUUUUAUAAAUUAUGAAUCUCCAUGGAUUAAAAAUCCAUAAUAGAAAAUAUAAAAACCAAUCUUGUUUGCAGUAUAUAAUGUUGGUCUAUGUGGAUUUUUUUUCAUUGCGAUACGAGUGGCUACUAGGGAGCAAAUUGUCAGGAAGGCUGAGUGGUGGUGUCGUAUCCAGUUCUCUAGAUCUAAGGCACUUGACACACAUAGAUGAGCUCUGAAGGUACUGAGAUUUUCAUUGGUCAGACUGUGUGAUAUUACUGAAUAAAACAAUAAAUGUGUAGUUAAAUUUUA